GGUAAAGAAUCAAAAUUGGAGGAGGGGUGAGGAUUUCAGAAUGACUGAUACUUCUGAAGCGGCUCCGAAUUUCGAAGAGAUGUUUGCCAGCCGAUUCACAGAAGAUGACCAAGAAUACCAGGAAUACCUGAAACGCCCUCCAGCGACCCCUCCGAUUGUGGAGGAUUGGAACAGCAGAGCGGGUGGGGGCCAGAGGAAUAGAGGCAAUUGGUUGCAAGACAACAGACAGUUUAGAGGUAGGGACAGCAGACGGGGGUGGCCCAGUGACAACCGAUCCAACCAAUGGCACGGACGCCCCUGGGGUAACAACUACCAGCAGCACAGACAAGAGCUGUACCACCCUCACCAGUAUGGCAAUUACGGCUACAACCAGUGGCCUCCCUACGGUUACUACUGAGAGAAACGUCAGCAGCUUUUCCUAAAACUGUUUACUUUGUUAGCAAGA
Messenger RNA from Pipistrellus kuhlii (Kuhl's pipistrelle), 445 nucleotides. Its product is annotated as RNA guanine-N7 methyltransferase activating subunit. Gene Ontology annotation, biological process: RNA 5'-cap (guanine-N7)-methylation. NCBI's taxonomy places the organism in Eukaryota, Metazoa, Chordata, Mammalia, Chiroptera, Vespertilionidae. The transcript has a single exon. Gene Ontology annotation, molecular function: RNA binding. The record is from RefSeq and is a predicted model, not a curated record. The coding region runs from base 41 to 397 and encodes 118 amino acids.